GCGCCAAUGUGGAGAGAAGACUGGAUCAAAGUUGGGAAUCAUCCACAACCCGCACAACCCAACCCGCAACCGAGCGAUUAAUUGUUAGUGCAUCAACCAAUCACACUCACUCUGUCUGCCAAGUCUCAAACAAUAUGGAAUAAUUACACAACCUGAAGUGGAUCCGUCGUUUAUGAUCCGAGACAAAACCACUAUGCCGACACCAUCAUUCGCCACACCGCUUCCACAGUCUGCGCGGUCCGAGAUCCUCGAAUGGCGGUUCCCGAAGCCGUUCCACAGCUACGUGCUAACCGGCCGAUCGCGGGCGGCAUGGCACACGUCGUUCGUGAUCCCGCAACUCAACCUGCUGCUCGACGCCGGGUUGGUCAUCAACCGGCUGCGGCCCAAGCACGUCUUCCUCACGCACGGCCACAGCGACCACACGCAGCUGGCGCCCGUGUUCGCGACGUUGCGGGGCCCGCCCGACGUCUUCUGCCCGGCCGCCAUGGCCCCCGCCUUUGACGACUUCAUCCGCGCCCAGCGCCUGCUCGACCAGGGCGGCCUGGUCACCGCCGAAGAGUACGCCGCCGCCCGCGGCAGCCUCGUCACGCACGUCACGCACGGCCUGGAGCCGGGUGAUGUAGUACCGCUGGCCCACCUCAAGGGCAGCAGCAAUGCAUCUGCAGCUGCCAACGCCAACGCCAACGCCAACGCCAUCACAGCGACGGCAUUCGCAUGCGACCACACGGUGCCGUGCCUGGGGUACGUGUUCAGCACGACGACGCAGCGGCUGCGGCCCGAGUACGUGGGGCGCGCAGGGGCGGAGCUGCGGGCGCUGCGCGAAGAGUCGGGGGUGUCCAUCACGGCGCCCGUGACGGUGCCCGUGUUUGCGUUCCUCGGCGACACGACGCCCGCACCGCUGCUUGAUGAUUCCGCCGGGUGGCUGCGCAACGGCAUCGCCGUCGUCGUUACCGAGUGCUCGUUUCUGCACGAGGAGCACCGCGCGCAGGCCGCCAAGACCAAGCACACGCUCUGGGCCGACCUCGAGCCUGUCGUGCGCACCUGGCCCCGCACUACCUUUGUGCUGACCCACUUCAGCAUGCGCUACUCGGACGACGACGUGCGCCGCUUCUUUGCCGGUUUGUCCGACUGUCCUAAGAAUAUCGUCGUGUGGGUUGAUGGGUUGGACCCGGGAUCGAGAGGCGGGGGUGAAGGGUUUUUGGCGGAGGUGGAGGUAUCCGAGGCCUUCCACCAACAGGCCCUCGAGUUUGAGCUUGAAUGCACGAAGGAUAUCUUUUACUUUGUCCGGGUCGUCUUCCGCUUCACUGUCCUCGUCGUCAUCCGCUUCGCUGUUGUCGCCGUCUUCCGCUUCGCUGUCGUCGUCCUCUUCCACUUCGCUGUUAUCGUCGUCGUCUUCCAAUUCACUAUCAUCAACGUCUUCCACUUUACAUUCCGCAUAGGAUGGGUGUGGACCUCGAGGGAAUAG
This is a messenger RNA of Lasiosphaeria miniovina, 1465 nucleotides long. RefSeq names its product beta-lactamase-like protein. The transcript has 2 exons. The record is from RefSeq and is a predicted model, not a curated record. Lineage: Eukaryota; Fungi; Ascomycota; Sordariomycetes; Sordariales; Lasiosphaeriaceae. The coding region runs from base 173 to 1465 and encodes 430 amino acids.